This is a messenger RNA of Erigeron canadensis, 1830 nucleotides long. RefSeq lists its product as uncharacterized. The transcript has 6 exons. The record is from RefSeq and is a predicted model, not a curated record. NCBI's taxonomy places the organism in Eukaryota, Viridiplantae, Streptophyta, Magnoliopsida, Asterales, Asteraceae. The coding region runs from base 1 to 1830 and encodes 609 amino acids.
AUGGCAGCUUCCACAAGCACCAACAACAGAGAUGUGGCAGAGUACUUACCGCUAUGUAAAGCUAUCGCGAGAGGCAACUGGGAAGAAGCCAAUGAAUUUUUUAGCCAGGACCCAGAUGCGUUAACAGCCAUAUUGGAUAUCAGCGAGUAUAGAGCACUCCACCUUGCAAUUGAAAGAACUCAUAAUCUCCGGUUUGUUCAGAAUCUCUUGGACCGAAUUGAUCCUGACUUACUUCCAACUCUUGUGGAUCAAGAUGCAAGAAACCCAUUGCACUAUGCUGCAGUGGUUGGAAACAUUGAUGCAGGGAUGAUGUUAGUGGAGAAAAACCCACAUUUGUUAUUCAUGUAUGAUAAUAACGAUCACUUGCCUAUCCAUAGAGCUCUUUUUGUUUCGAAUGCAAUCAUGGCUCAACGUUUGUUUGAGGCCUCUAUCGAAAACAUUGGCUUUUGUGACGAGCAGCAAGGAUGUCAUAGCCCCUUUGAAGGGAGCAAUGGUGCUGUGAUUCUCUAUAAAGCAAUUAGUGUGGGAUUUCUCGAUAUAGCAUGCCAGUUGAUCGAGAUGUUCCCUGAAUUGGCUAGAACAAAGUAUAUGGAGUAUGACUCGCCAUUAUGGUGUAUGGCUCUGAAUAAGGACUUGUAUUACAGUGGAACAAGAUACAACUUCUUUGAAAGAUUUGUUUAUUUUCAUGUGCUGACAGAGAACCACAAAUUUGGCAAUGCUGGUAUGGUCCGAGAUGUUGAGAACCAACAGAUUUGCAUCCACAAUGUAUUGCGCAUCAACAACCUCGUGGAAGACAAAGUGAAGCAUAAUAAAACACUUAAGCUACUCACCCGUCUAUGCGAAGAGGCUGUCAAAACAAAUAGUUCUGAUUUCGCGCACCAAUUCUUUGUUGCAACCACUCUAGCAGCAAGAGAAGAUAACCCUGAGGCAAUAGAAGAAAUGCUUAACCAUUUUCCAGUAGCUAUUUGGUCUGGCUUAGAUGACCAUUACCUCAUUCAACAAGCGGUUAUAUGCCGUUGUGAAAAGGUUUACAAUUUGUUAGUACAUCAGAUGAGCAAUAACCUGUCUUUGCAUAAAGUACUAAAAGACAGAGCUGGAAACACUGUGUUGCACUUGGCUGGAAAAUUGGCACCAAUACAUAAACUGAAUGAGGUUUCAGGUGCAGCUCUACAAAUGCAAAGGGAGUUGCAGUGGUUUCGGGAAAUAGAGAAAUUUGUGCUACCCAAUAAGUACCAUGAAGAAACCAACAUAAUCCAAGAGACGCCAAUGAUGGUUUUCAGAAGAGAACAUAAGGAGUUGAGAAAAGAAGGUGAAGAAUGGAUGAAAAAAACAGCAGAUUCAUACACAAUCACAGCUGCACUCAUCAUCACAAUAGUUUUCGCAGCGGCAAUUACUGUGCCUGGUGGAAACAACGGUGACACUGGAGUAGCAAUUUAUGCAACAAAACCAAGCUUCAUCAUAUUUGCAGUUGCGGAUGCAAUCUCUUUAUUCACAUCGACUACUUCUUUGUUGUUGUUCCUAUCCAUUCUCACAACUCGUUAUAGAGAGGAGGAUUUUCUCUACAAGUUACCUACGAGAUUAUUACUUGGGCUGGUGAUGUUAUUCAUAUCCGUAACAACGAUGAUGAUAGCAUUUAGUGCAACAUUAUAUCUUAUGUUUGGACAAGGGAAGACAUGGAUCGUAAUUCCAAUAGGGGCAUUAGCAUUUUUGUCGAUUGCCACCUUCACGACAUUACAGUUUCCUUUACUUAUUGAGCUAAUCUCUUCAACAUAUGGUCGAGGAAUCUUUGGAAAACACAAUUAUCACAAGGUAGGAUCCGUUACCUUGUGA